UGAAGAGUGGUUUUAGCAAGUUGGCCCACCUUAGGAUAUACUUCUACGCGCCUUGGAGAUACCGUCAGUUCUGUUAGAGUUUUGCUUUCAACUUGGGGGGUUUUGUUUUCACUCGUAAUUAAGAAUUUAAGGGUAUAAGUCGCUGGAUUGCAUGAAUCAUGUCGUCCCGUCUAAACUUGGUACGCACAUACCUCAGCCAAUCGGGGUCAUCCGGCGAUGCAGACCGGACCCAGCCACUUUCAGAGGGAACCCCUAACGAAACAGUCGAUAGUGGGUUCCAAACUCGCACCCCGGAUAGCACACCCGUUGUCCAGCGCAGGACCAUUGGUCGGGGGUUGUUGACCUCAGGUUUGGGAACAACCGGAACUGGUCCAUCCGGGGGGGAAUCGUCUGGAUCGGAUCCACAAUCCAGCGUUGCAUCAGUUGCUCCAUCAUUCACCGGCCGUGGGAGAGCCCAGUUAAUGCAGGCACUAGUUCGUAUGCCUGUGGAAACCGCUCGUUCAACCGAACUAGAUGAGUCAGGUUCGAUCAGUUCAGCCAGAGUGUCGACAAUUGGAGGAGGACGAGGGCGAUUUAUUCAAAAUCUGUUGAACACGGCGUCGAAUGUUCAAAGCGUGGUAAGUCCAGCUCCAUCUAAUGGAAGCAAGAAGGAUGAUCUGUCGGAGCGAAUGUCGCAAGUGACUAUCAGCGCAACGGAGACCGCUCCAGUUGUAAAAAUUGGAAAAAGAGGGGCACCCGUUGAACUUAUGACCAACUACAUUCGGCUCGCUUGCGAUGCGGAUCGUGGAAUUUACGAACACGAGGUCCGCUUCCAUCCCGUAGUUGAUUCUAAAGCAGCCCGAGCUCGAUACAUUGCUCAACAUGCCGCAGUCAUCGGGAACGCAAAAACUUUCGAUGGUGUCAAGCUUUUUCUGCCGAUAAAACUUCCGGACGUGGAAACGAUUCUCAAAUCACAGAAUCCAGUCGAUGGUCACGAGAUAACGAUUAAAAUCAUAUACAAGCGAAAGCAGAAAAUGAGCGAAUGUAUUCAUUUCUACAAUAUUCUUUUUCAAAGAAUAAUGAAGGUUUUGAAGAUGGUCGAGAUGGCUCGAAAAAAUUUCGAUCCGUCUGCACCGAAAUUGAUUCCACAACAUAGACUGGAGAUUUGGCCCGGAUACGUGAGUGCCGUAGAUGAGUACGAAGGAGGGUUGAUGUUGAAUCUGGAUGUGUCACAUCGUGUGCUACUGCAGACUACGGUAUUGGAUCACAUCAAAGUUCUCGCGAGAAUGAAUCCUCAAGAUUUUAAGAAUAUGGUAACGAAAUCGUUGCUUGGUGCCGUCAUCCUGACUAGAUACAACAAUAAAACCUAUCGAAUCGACGAUAUUUUGUUUGAUGAAAAUCCCACUAUGACUUUUAUGGCGAAUGGCAAACCUAUUUCAUACAUCGAGUACUACAAACAGCAGUAUAACAUUGACAUCCAUGACUACAAACAACCGCUCCUCAUCCAUCGCAAGGAGCGUCGGGUAGCCGGUCAUGAUAAACCGCAGGAAAUGAUUAUGUGUUUGAUUCCGGAAAUUUGCUAUUUAACCGGACUGACCGACGAGAUGAGAAGCGAUUUCAAAGUGAUGCGUGAUAUUGCAUCAUUCACAAGAAUAACGCCGAAUCAACGUUUGAACAGUAUGCGUCAAUUCUGCCACAAUGUGAACACUAAUCCGGAAGCUAAAGAAAUUCUGGGGGUUUGGGGUUUGCGACUGGAUAUGGAUCCUCUCAUUAUGAAAGGCCGCUGCUUCGACGAGGAAAAGGUUAUUUUCGGUAAUACUGAGGUCGGAGUGGGCAGAAAUGGUGAUUUUAACCGCGCUGUCACCAGCAAUCACAUGAUCCAAGCAGUGAACAUCAGAAACUGGCUGUUGAUUUACACAGGAAAAGAUUCAAAAGUAGCACGAUCAUUCAUGGAUUGCGUCGAACGAAGCUGUCGUCCAAUGGGUAUACAAAUUGCUCCCCCAGCGGUUGAAGUACUGAAUUCGGAUCGAACCGACCAAUACGUGCAAGCACUGCGCACAAAGAUUCGAAACGAUACACAAAUAGUGGUUCUCAUCUGUCCCACCGCUCGCGAUGAUCGUUACGCUGCCAUCAAACGUAUCUGUUGUUCGGAGAUUCCAGUUCCAUCGCAGGUCAUAAAUGCCCGGACGCUCAGCAACGAGGCUAAGAACCGUGCCAUCGUGCAGAAAAUCAUCCUACAGAUGAACUGUAAGUUGGGAGGAACACUUUGGAGCAUUAAAAUUCCGUUCCAAAGCGUAAUGAUCGCUGGUAUCGAUACUUAUCAUGAUCCGAAGCAGAAGAGCAGCUCGGUUUCUGCGUUCGUUGCUUCGUUGAACGGGAAUUACACCAGAUGGUACUCGCGUGCUUGCAUUCAGAACAAAAAGGAGGAGUUCAUGAAUGGACUGUGUGCAUCGCUGGAAAAGUCACUGAAGGCCUACCAAAAGAUGAACUGUGCUCUACCGGAGAAGAUUAUUAUUUUCAGGGAUGGCGUUGGCGAUGGCCAGCUAAAGAUGUGCGCAGAAUAUGAAAUACCUCAACUACAGGAGGCCUGCAAGUUGGUAGAAACCGAUUAUUGUCCAGAAUUUGUGUUUAUUGUCGUUCAGAAGCGCAUCAAUACCAGAAUGUUCAAGAUCGACGCUCAAUCGAACUUGGACAACCCAAAUCCUGGGACGGUUCUUGAUCACACGGUUACCAGACGAAAUCAUUUCGAUUAUUUUCUGGUUCCGCAGUCCGUGCGACAAGGUAGUGUUUCCCCGACGCAUUACAUUGUCGUUCACAAUCAGCCCGAUUACAGUCCGGAUGUGCUGCAGAGAUUAAGCUAUAAGCUGUGCUACUUGUACUACAAUUGGCCUGGAAGCGUUCGUGUCCCAGCGUGUUGUCAGUAUGCUCACAAGAUGGCUUAUCUGAUCGGUCAAUCAGUUAAACGCAACCCGGAUGAAGGCCUUAACGACAAAUUGUUCUACCUCUAAAAAGAUUGACUCUCUAUCGCCAUCUUGAGGAAGAUCUCUAUCCCAAAGAAGUUCGCCGUUUAAUCUUUUUUCAGCAUUUCCAUAUCAUAUUGUUGCGUUUUACUGUUUAAUUUUUUUUAUACGAAAAGAAUUACACAAUUUUAGUUGGCUUGUGCCGUACUUUAAAUGAACUUGAGGUAAAAAAGUGUCGGUUUGUGUGAUUCAAGAAAAAACAAUUCCAAACUCAUUACAAUUGUUAUAACUUGUAGAUGGACA
Messenger RNA from Toxorhynchites rutilus septentrionalis, 3242 nucleotides. RefSeq names its product protein argonaute-3. Gene Ontology annotation, cellular component: P granule. Lineage: Eukaryota; Metazoa; Arthropoda; Insecta; Diptera; Culicidae. Gene Ontology annotation, molecular function: protein binding; piRNA binding. The transcript is spliced from 7 exons. The record is from RefSeq and is a predicted model, not a curated record. Gene Ontology annotation, biological process: regulatory ncRNA-mediated gene silencing. Bases 159 to 2987 code for a protein of 942 amino acids.